Messenger RNA from Passer domesticus (house sparrow), 1661 nucleotides. RefSeq names its product keratin, type I cytoskeletal 14-like. Gene Ontology annotation, cellular component: cytoskeleton. Lineage: Eukaryota; Metazoa; Chordata; Aves; Passeriformes; Passeridae. The record is from RefSeq and is a predicted model, not a curated record. Gene Ontology annotation, molecular function: structural molecule activity. Gene Ontology annotation, biological process: epithelial cell differentiation; intermediate filament organization. The coding region runs from base 95 to 1474 and encodes 459 amino acids. The transcript has 8 exons.
UAAAGAGCCCCGAGGCAGGGGAGCGAGCACUCGCUGCUGCUGCUGCUGCUGCUGCGCUGCCGAGGCUCCUGUGUCCGCACCUCCAGCCCCAACCAUGAGCACCACGGUCAGGCAAUUCUCCUCCUCCACGUCCCUGAAGGGGCUCGGCAGCCUGGGGGGAGGCUCCAGCAGGCUCUCCUCCGUGCGGGCCGGCCCAGGAGGGUACCGGGCCCCCAGCGUGCACGGCGGCUCCGGCAGCUACUCCGUCUGCUCGCGCGUGGUCUCGGGGCUCGGCAGCGGCUUCGGGGGCAGCUACUGCAGCAGCGCAGGAGGGGGCUUCGGGGCCGGCUUCGGGGCCGGCUUCGGGGCCGGCUUCGGAGGAGGUUUUGGGGGUUUUGGAGGCGGCGAUGGCAUCCUGCCGGCCGGGGAGAAGGAGACCAUGCAGAACCUCAACGACCGCCUGGCCAACUACCUGGACAAGGUGCGAGCCCUGGAGGAGGCCAACACGGACCUGGAGGUGAAGAUCAGGGAGUGGUACAAGAAGCAGGGACCUGGUCCCGAGCGUGACUACAGCCCCUACUACAGGACCAUCGAGGAGCUCAGGAACAAGGUGCUGGUGGCCACAGUGGAGAAUUCCAACCUCCUGCUGCAGAUUGACAAUGCCAGGCUGACAGCAGAUGACUUCAGGACUAAGUUUGAGUCGGAGCAGGCCCUGCGCAUGAGCGUGGAGGCCGACAUCAACGGCCUGCGCCGCGUCCUGGACGAGCUGACCCUGUCCAGAGCCGACCUGGAGAUGCAGAUUGAGAACCUGAAGGAGGAGCUGGCUUAUCUGAAGAAGAACCACGAGGAGGAAAUGACCGCCCUGCGUGGGCAGGUGGGUGGGGAGAUCAGCGUGGAGAUGGACGCUGCUCCUGGCAUCGACCUGACCAAGAUCCUGGCGGAGAUGCGGGAGCAGUACGAGAGCCUGGCGGAGAAGAACCGCAGGGACGCCGAGCAGUGGUUCUUCAGCAAGACAGAAGAGCUGAACCGGGAGGUGGCCAUCAACACGGAGCAGCUGCAGAGCGGCAAGACGGAGAUCACGGAGCUGCGGCGCACGAUCCAGAGCCUGGAGAUCGACCUGCAGUCCCAGCUCAGCACGAAAGCGGCGCUGGAGGGCACCCUGGCCGACACCGAGGCGCGCUACGGCACCCAGCUGGCCCAGCUGCAGAUGCUGAUCACGGGCGUGGAGGAGCAGCUGGCCGAGCUGCGCUGCGACAUGGAGCGCCAGAACCACGAGUACAGGGUCCUGCUGGACGUCAAGUGCCGCCUGGAGCAGGAGAUCGCCACGUACCGCCGGCUGCUGGAGGGAGAGGACGCCCACAUGUCUUCCCACUACAUCUCGCAGCCUGUGAAAGAAGGACCAGUAACCACCCGCCAGAUCCGCACCAUCUUCGAGGAGGUGCAGGAUGGGAAGGUGAUCUCCUCCCGGGAGCAGAUCACCCAGGCUGCCCACUGAGGCACUGCCUGUUCUGCUGCAAACCUCGCCCAGCACAGCAGAGCAGAUCCCAGCUGACGUGUUCUUGCCAUGUGGAUCACCAAAAGCACCUUCUCCCACUAUCACCCCCCUCCUUACCCUCUCUCACCCUUCUCUCAGCUCUGUGCCACACACAGAAAUCAAAUAAAGCUUCUCUUUGCAGUCCUGC